AUGGCGAUGGGAUCUGUCAGCGACACCCUCUGGGAUGUCGUCAUCUGCGGCACCGGACUGCAGCAGUCUCUGCUUGCACUAUCCCUCUCGCGAUCGGGCAAGAACAUUUUGCACAUAGACCCCAACGACUACUAUGGCGGGGCGGAAGCGGCUUUCAACCUGCAAGAAGCUGAGUCCUGGGUUGACCGUCUGGCUACUGAGGACAAAGGCUUCUUCAGGUCCGCAUCUAUCACCAAGCCGGAUGUCGCAGGUCUCUCCUUCCCCAGAGCGUACUCGCUGGCACUGGCACCGCAAUUGAUCCACGCCCGCUCGGAGCUGCUAUCUCAAUUGGUUUCUUCCCGGGCGUACCGGCAGGUGGAAUUCCUCGCCGUCGGAUCAUUCUACAUCUUCAAAGCACCCUCCGGCCCCGAACAGCAACCCAGUCUCGUCCGCAUCCCCUCAACUCGUGAAGACGUCUUCUCGACCACGGCCAUCUCGGCCAAGGCCAAGCGCGGACUGAUGAAGUUUCUCAAGUUCGUGCUGGACUACGACCGUCUCGAGCAGAGAGAUGUUUGGAAGACUUUUGCCGGCAGACCCUUAGUGGACUUCCUCCAGGAGCACUUCAAGAUGGAUGCCGAGCUCAAGACCUACAUCAUCACCCUCACGCUCUCGCUGGAUGGCAAGAUCACCACCGAGGACGGAUUGUCUACCAUCUAUCGUCACCUGACCUCCAUGGGUCACUUUGGCCCCGGCUUCGCUGCUCUCUAUCCCAAAUGGGGCGGCAUUUCCGAGGUUGCUCAGGUUGCCUGUCGAGCUGGUGCGGUUGGUGGUGCUGUGUACAUGCUUGGCGCUGGUAUCAAGUCGAUGGCUACUGCUACCGAUGAGGUUGAGCUCGAGCUGACCAGCGGCGACAUGGUGAAAACCAAGUUGCUCGUGCGAGGGAAUGAAAGCGUUGGCGAUGGGCCGAGCAUCAGCAGGCUAGUGGCCGUUGUUGGUGUCUUGUACUUGACCACAAUGGCUACUUCCAACUCCAAGGAGGUCUUGAGCCGUGCUCUUGAAUCCUUUCUCUCCGCCAUGGACCAUGAUCAAGUUCCCCAGUGCUUGUAUCAGUUAUACUACGAGCAGGCUGCUGGUGUGAAGCAAAGUCGACUUGAUGAGUUGACCAUUGAUCUGCCCGGCCCUUCUCUUUCCCUCUCGAUGGACGAUUUGUUGCUGAAGCAUGUCCGUGAGGCGUGGAAGAAGGUCGCUAGCGACACAGCUGAUGAUGCAGAGUACAUGAUUUUCACAGAUCGUGAACCUGUGGAUGAUGAUGAUGAACUCGAAUGA
Sordaria macrospora k-hell is the source of this 1305-nucleotide messenger RNA. The record is from RefSeq and is a predicted model, not a curated record. Lineage: Eukaryota; Fungi; Ascomycota; Sordariomycetes; Sordariales; Sordariaceae.